Molecule: messenger RNA, 1662 nt
Organism: Trichoderma reesei QM6a
Lineage: Eukaryota; Fungi; Ascomycota; Sordariomycetes; Hypocreales; Hypocreaceae
Product: glucose-6-phosphate isomerase
Exons: 4
Coding region: 1-1662 (553 amino acids)
Biological process (GO): glucose 6-phosphate metabolic process; gluconeogenesis; glycolytic process
Cellular component (GO): cytosol
Molecular function (GO): glucose-6-phosphate isomerase activity; monosaccharide binding; carbohydrate derivative binding
Source: RefSeq, a predicted model, not a curated record
AUGGCCCCGACAAACACCCUCCCCGCCUGGUCGGAGCUCCAGGCUCACCGCGAUGACAUCGCCAAGAACUUUGUCCUUAAGGAAGCCUUCGCCUCCGACGCCGACCGAUUCAACAAGUUCUCCCGCACCUUCAAGUCCGACGGCGUCUCGGCCGACAUCCUCUUCGACUUCAGCAAGAACUUCCUGACCAACGAGACGCUCGACCUGCUUGUCAAGCUCGCCGACGAGGCCGGCGUCGAGCGCAAGCGCGAUGCCAUGUUCCGUGGCGACAAGAUCAACUUCACCGAGAACCGCGCCGUUUACCACACUGCCCUGCGAAAUGUCGGCGGCUGGGAGAUGAAGGUCGAGGGCCAGGACGUCAUGAACGGCCCCAACGGCGUCAACAGCGUCCUGCAGCACAUGAAGGAGUUCUCCGAGCAGGUUCGCAGCGGCGAGUGGGUGGGCUACACCGGCAAGAAGCUGACCAACAUUGUCAAUGUCGGCAUUGGCGGCUCUGACCUCGGCCCUGUCAUGGUCACUGAGGCUCUCAAGCACUACGGUGCCCCCGAUAUGACGCUGCACUUCGUCUCCAACAUCGACGGCACUCACAUGGCCGAGGCUCUCAAGGCCUCCGACCCCGAGACCACCCUCUUCCUCAUCGCCUCCAAGACUUUCACCACCGCAGAGACCAUCACCAACGCCAACACCGCCAAGGCAUGGUUCAUCGAGAAGACGGGCGGCAAGGGAGACGUGGCCAAGCACUUUGUGGCCCUGUCCACCAACGAGGAGGAGGUCACCAAGUUCGGCAUCGACAAGGCUAACAUGUUCGGCUUCGAAAGCUGGGUCGGCGGCCGCUACUCCGUCUGGAGCGCCAUCGGCCUGAGCGUCGCCCUCUACGUUGGCUACGACAACUUCCACAAGUUCCUGGCUGGUGCCCACGCCAUGGACAAGCACUUCCGCGAGACGCCCCUGAGGGACAACAUUCCCGUCAUUGGAGGUCUGCUCGGCGUCUGGUACGCUGACUUUUUCCAGGCCCAGACUCGCCUGGUUGCUCCUUUCGACCAAUACCUCCACCGAUUCGCCGCCUACCUCCAGCAGCUGUCCAUGGAGUCCAACGGCAAGGCCAUUACCUCUGACGGCUCCUCCGCCAAGUACACCACUGGCUCCAUCCUCUUUGGCGAGCCCUGCACCAACGCCCAGCACUCCUUCUUCCAGCUCGUCCACCAGGGCACUAAGCUGAUUCCCGCCGACUUCAUCCUGGCGGCCAAGUCGCACAACCCCAUCCACGACAACCUGCACCAGAAGAUGCUCGCCUCCAACUACUUCGCCCAGGCCGAGGCCCUCAUGGUCGGCAAGACGGACGACCAGCUGCGCGCCGAGGGCACCCCCGAGGAGCUCAUCCCCCACAAGCGCUUCCUGGGCAACCGCCCGACCACGUCCAUCCUCGUCGGCGACGUCAUUGGCCCUGCCGAGCUGGGCGCCCUCAUUGCCUACUACGAGCACCUGACCUUUGUCGAGGGCGCCGUCUGGGACAUCAACAGCUUCGACCAAUGGGGCGUCGAGCUGGGCAAGGUCCUUGCCAAGAAGAUUCUCAAGGAGCUCGACGAGCCCGGCAACGGUGAGGGCCACGACGCUUCCACUGGCGGUCUCAUUGGAGCUUUCAAGUCGUUUGCCAAGAUCUAA